Salmo salar (Atlantic salmon) is the source of this 3537-nucleotide messenger RNA. Lineage: Eukaryota; Metazoa; Chordata; Actinopteri; Salmoniformes; Salmonidae. The record is from RefSeq and is a predicted model, not a curated record.
UCUCUCUCUCUCUCUCUGGGUGUCAGCGACUCUCUACAGUCAGUUCGUCUCUUUGUCAGAGAUGGAGAACGGAGCUGAGGACACGGAGUCUCUGUGGGAGUCGGUGGAGAAUAACCGCUACAUCCUGAGCCGCUACAUCUCGCCUGGGAAACUGACCCCCUACCUGCGCCAAUGUAAGGUUCUGGACGAACAGGACGAAGACGAGGUCUUGAACUCUCUACUGCUGGUCUCUAAGGUCAAUCGCACAGGGCGUCUGCUAGAUAUUCUUCAUGGUAAAGGAGAACGAGGUUAUGUGGUUUUCCUGGAGAGUAUUGAGUUCUAUUAUCCGGACCUUUACAAGCUGGUGACUGGCAAAGAACCUACCAGACGCUUCUCCACUAUCGUUGUGGAGGAGGGUCAUGAAGGGUUGACCCAGUUCCUGAUGAAUGAAGUCAUCAAGCUGCAGCAGCAGGCCAAAGCUAAAGACGUCCAGAGAGUUGAUCUCAUUGGGAAACAGCGCACCCUGGAGGAUGAACAGAGGAAACUACGGCUGACCAACCAGGAACUAUCAGCCUUCCAACAGAGAUACAACAAGAUGAAGGAAGAGAGGAACAACUAUAACGACGAGCUGCUGAGGGUGAAGGAUGAGAACUAUAAACUGGCCAUGAGGUACGCAACGCUCAGCGAGGAGAAGAACAUGGCUGUGAUGAGGAGCAGGGACCUGCAGCUGGAGAUUGACCAGCUGAAACACAGACUAAACAAGCUAGAGGAGGAGUGUAAGAUGGAGAGAAGACAGAGUCUGAAACUGAAGAACGACAUCGAGAACCGACCCAGAAAAGAACAGAUCUUCGAACUGGAGAGAGAGAACGAGGUUCUGAAGAUCAAACUGCAGGAGCUGCAAUCUCUCAUACAGCCAGGGCCUCUGCCUGCGUCUGACAAGGCGAUCCUGGACAUUCUGGAACACGACCGUCAGGAGGCGUUAGAAGACAGACAAGACCUGGUCAACAGACUGUACAACCUGCAUGAAGAGAUACGGCAGGCUGAGGAGCUACGAGACAAGUACCUUGAGGAGAAGGAGGACCUGGAACUGAGGAGCUCUACACUACAGAAGGACUGUGAGAUGUACAGGAACAGGAUGAACACAAUCACCAUACAGCUGGAGGAGGUGGAGAAGGAGAGGGACCAAGGCGUUCGGGCCAGAGAUGAAGCCCAGCACCAAUUCUCUCAGGGUCUGGUUGAUAAAGACAAAUACAGGAAACAGAUCAGAGAGUUGGAGGAGAGGAGUGACGAGCUGCAUACAGAGAUUGUUCAUAAAGAGGCUAAGAUCGUCACGUUGGAGUCCAGACUGAGACGCCUGUCGAAAGAUACUGCUCUGGACCAGAGUUUGCCCAGAGACGUCCCCUCUACCCUCGUCUCUCAGGUGAUGGGGGAGGAGCCUAAAUCUAUUGGCCAAUCAGAGGGCUCCAGUGACGAGUCGCCAGAGGAGAAGUUCUUCCUUCCGGAACCUCGACUCAAGAGACGACCCAACCUGAAAGCAGUGAUUACCAGAGGGAAGUCUCCAGUCUCCAACCCCAGAACUCUGGACCUGCCAAUCAGCACAGAGGACCGUUCAGGUGGGGGUGGAUCAUCUCCUGAUGUGAUGAUGUCAGAGAAUCAGCUGACCAGCACAUGCCCCCCUUCCCUUCCCCUCCCCUUCCCCUCCCCCUUCCCCAUCCGCCCCAAUACAGAGCUGCCCAGCAAGACUACUAUGCUGCGCUACCGUAACGACAGCAUCAUGUCCACCAAUCCCGAGCCGCCAGGAAACGCAUCACUGGUCCGCCGGACGCGAGAGGGAGAGACUGAAUUCCAGCCCCGCGGCCUCUGUGACUUUGAAUAUGAGAGUUUUGACAACAUGGAUUAUGAAGAGGAAAUGGAUACCCGUGGUCCUCCUUCGCUCCACUCCUCCUCUUCCUCCCAUCAGUCAGAAUGUUUAGACUCCUACGACCUGGAGACAGUCAACAACAUUUUCAGGAAACUGUCCUUGGAGAGGGUCAGCUCUUCUCUGCGGCCGGUCCAGGAGCUUUCGUUGCUAGGCGACCAACUGUUGGCUGAUGUCACGCUGGUUGGCGGGGCUACGGGAGGCCACCACCUCCUUUUGCUGGAGGGCUGUAUCCGCGGGGAGAACCAGAGCGUCUCAUUGGACACCUGCACCCAGGAGGAAGCCCACUGGACGAUGCAACGUUGCUCUGGCCCAAUCCAACUGCACUACCGCGCCAACUUCGAUGGGUACCGGCGGCUGCAGAGUGAUCUAUCGGAGGGAACAGUGACGUCAGGAGACUCAUUCUACAUCAGAAUCAACUUCAACAUCUCUGGCCAAUCAGACACCUGCUCCCUGAGUCUGCUCUGUGACGAGGUGGUCCAUGUCCUGGACACGAUGCACCAGGGGAAGUGGGAGUGGCUUUGCUCCCGGGUCGAACCCUACUCUGGAACCGACCAAUCGGAAAAAGGCACCAUCCCCUCUUACUCACGGGCCCAGCAGCUGCUCCUGGUAAAGAUGCAGAAGCUGGUGUGUCGAGGAGGAAGAGAGGAGAAUGACAGCCUGCGCAACCUCAAGAACAGUUUACAGCCUGAAGAGUCCAGCCUGUCCACAGACCCCAAAUCCAGCCCUCGCAUGUCCAGAGCUAGCAUCUUCAUCACACAGAUACUACAGUUUGUCAGCAGGGUGGAUAAUAAGUAUAAACGUCUGAACAGCAGUGAGCGCGUUCGCAUCGUGAGCUCAGGAAACCCAUCGCUGCCCAGACCAGGCUUCGAAACCCUCAGACAGGAAGACUGUGCAGACCCAUACAGCGAUGUGAGUAGGAGUGUGAACCUGGUUCCGUACAGCCUAGUCAACCCCCAGCGGGUCCAGAGGAGAAGGCCGGUUCUGAUCAGUCCAAACAGCCUGGCCCGGACCAUUAUACAGAAGAUACUCAACAUGGGCGGCGCCAUGGACUUCAACAUCUGCAAACCAGAUGUCCUAACUAAAGAAGAGUUCUUAAUGAGACAGAGGAUUGAACCCAUCAUCUCCUCCAGAGAGAAAAACGCCAACACCUACGAGGUUGUCUCUCCGGAGAACAUCGAGGCUGUAGCUGCGAAGGGUAAACACUGCUUGAUGGAGGCUGACGUGAGCUGUGUUAAAGACCUGCUGAGGAGAGAGAUCUACCCAAUCAUCAUCCACAUCAAGAUCUGUGACAAGAACAUCAGGAAGCUAAGGAAGCUGCCCCUGCGUGUGGACAGUGAGGAAGAGUUUGUCAGAGUGUGUCGCAGCAGAGAGAGAGAGCUGGAGAGCGUCCCAUGCCUCUAUGCGUGUCUGGAGCCUGAGGAAUGGGCUGGGCCUGAUGACCUCAUCAGAGUGGUGAAAGACAGAAUCCAGGAGGAACAGAGGAAGACUGUCUGGGUGGAGCAAGACCUGCUGUAACACACACACACACACACACACACACACACACACACACACACACACACACACACACACACACACACACACACACACACACACACCUCACACACACACACACACACACACACACACACACACAC